AACGUACAUCAGUCAUUCCACUUUUCUGAUCCAGCUGAAAAUUGUUAUUAAAAUUUAUCGUUUUAUUACUAUGUGCAUUAAAAUACUGUCAACACGGUAACUGCAUCAUCAUAUACUUGCGUAUGGUUAUCUAGUUUAAAUUGUUACAUGACACCGUGCAUAUCAAGAUUAUGACUCGAGGUGUUUUCUAUACUUUGCUUUUGGUUGUGCUGAAACAAGUCAUCUGUCAAUCUGAGACGUCAGCAGAUCAAUAUGAAGAGCGCGUACAAAGUCUAGCAAACGAAAUACAACGAGUCGUGGUAUCAGAAUCAACGAGAAUAGCGCUUGCAAAAGAUGCAAUGGGAGAAACUGUGAAUGAAGCCGUUGAAUCUAUCGAAAAAGAACUGGUAGAACUUCACGAGAUUGCAGAUGCUAUCAAAAGAAGGAGUCGUAACGAGUUUUGCUCACGAACUAUAACAUUGAUAAACAACAUCAGCGUUGAUUCUCUGAGAGCCUGUGACUACUCGUCAAAGUUUGAUGACCCAAACCGCAUGGUAGAAAAAGUUGCUAAAUUAUACUCGGUGUUGAACAGUGUGACGCAGGCUUGUGAGUUGGUGGAAAAUGAAGAGGCGGAUUGUAUAAAUCAGUUAUUGGUAGGGAUAGAACAUGCCACUCUUGGGCUUACAGAGCAAAUUAAAAAUGCAAUCGCGGGGAUCUCCAAGCUGUACUUAGAUUGCAUUCAAGCGAACCUUGCGGCUAUUGACGAGGUUCUAGAGAAUCUUGGACAUCGAGUACAACAAUGUGUUUAGGAUAAUGCUGUAUACUGAAUAUUGAUUUAGUCUCUAUAAUAAACUGAAGAUUAAACAAUACCGUGUAUCAAUUGCAAAUAUAAAUAAAAUUAAGAUAGAUCCCACGUACAUAUAUGAGACACAUUCCUAAGAAUAUAACGACAAUAAUUUAUUUAGAUGUUCAAACAGAGAGUCACAUCUACAAAC
Acanthoscelides obtectus is the source of this 974-nucleotide messenger RNA. The record is from the annotation of a GenBank genome assembly. Lineage: Eukaryota; Metazoa; Arthropoda; Insecta; Coleoptera; Chrysomelidae.